AUGUACAUGAAGUAUUGGAGGUCUUUGAGGAGUCGAUCAACACCGAAGCAGGUCAAGGAUUUGGCAUCCCGUUUCAAGUGGUGCGCUGAACAAUCACAAAUGCUCUACGAGGACUUUUUUUCUUCCGGGUGCGACUGGAAAAAGUCAACCAUUUACCGGUCGGUGACCAACACCUUUGAAAACAGGCGCACCGGAAAAAGGAAGUGGCUGACCAGGCAGCAAAUGUUGCCUUUCUUCGACAACGAUCCAGCCGUGGUCGACGCGGUGAUUCUGCGCAAGAAAUCGGACCCUGAACUUUGCAAGAACGAGAUAAGACCACACCCAGAGAACCCGAGCGUAAUGCAGUACCUGGUUCUUGUGGAGGAUGAAGAGGAGGCCACUGAACGGGACAGGAUCCUUGAUAAGUUCAUCAUGUCAACGUCCAGCCGAGGUGGUGGUGAUGACCCGUCAGGCUCUGAGGAUGAGGAUGGCGAAAGUGAUGGUGAGGGCAGUACCCGUGAUUCCCCUGAGAAGAAGAAAAGCAAGAAGGAGAAAAAGGAGAAGAAGAAUAAGAAGGGAAAGGGAAAGAAGGGACAGAAGGCUAAUCAAAACAAAAACUGGGUGUGUAUGUUGAAGCUGCUAGCGAAAAAGAAGGGUGAAGUCAGCCCAGAGGAGGCUGAAAAGGAAAAAGCUAAGGAGGCGUACAAGGAAGAGAUCAAGAAGGUUAAGCAGGAGGCCAUCGACAAAGAGAUCGAUGCCCUCACUUCGAACCUUGUGAAGUUGAGGGCCACUUUGCAAAAGGCCUUGGACGAUGCGGACAUUGUUUGGGUGGAAACCAAAGUGAAGGGCAAACUUCGUGAAAGUGAGCCCGUAUCCAAAGAAAUCCCAAUCAUUCUACCAAAAGAUUUGCUUCGCUAUCUAUUUGGUGAAUUGGGUGUGUCGAUUGAUGCUGAAGAGGUGAGAAGGUAUUGGCAACAUGCCAGAGAAUGUGGCUGCCCAUGGGGAAACCUUUCCGACGGUGAUCAUCACAUACCAUGCGCUUUGUACGGUGACAGUGCAAAGUAUUCGUACAUUGGCGAGAAGAUCACCUGUGUCUUCUUUUCCUUGCCGCUUUGGAACCCACGAGCAGCAAGAUAUCGCAUAUGGCUGUUGUUCGCACUGGAAACUUAUCAAACGCUUGGAGGUUUGACCAUCAACCCAUUGUACCGCAGAAUUGUGGAGUCGAUGUGGGAGCUCUACUCUGAUGGUUUAGAGGUUAAUGGUAGAACCCUUCACUUCGCAGUGUCCGAGAUCAAAGGUGCCUUCAUCUUGCUUCCAAAAUUUCAUUAUUCGAUGAUGCGCCACUGCAGCAUGCACAACAUAAACUUGGGGAUUGCAGCGGUGGCCAAUGGGAGUAGUUUGCUCCUAUUGGCCCUCUUGGGCUACUUUGGAGACUGCGACAAUGUGUCUUUGGCAGAUCGGUUGGUGAUUGCCUACAAAGACUUCAAGGUUUUCUGCCGCACGAACCGUGUCUUCAGCUCCCAACCCCUGUUCACAGUCAAGAGUGCAGCUAAGCUAUACUAG
This is a messenger RNA of Durusdinium trenchii, 1542 nucleotides long. The record is from the annotation of a GenBank genome assembly. Lineage: Eukaryota; Dinophyceae; Suessiales; Symbiodiniaceae.